Thalassophryne amazonica is the source of this 1375-nucleotide messenger RNA. RefSeq names its product DENN domain containing 10 (gene dennd10). Gene Ontology annotation, cellular component: late endosome. Gene Ontology annotation, molecular function: small GTPase binding; guanyl-nucleotide exchange factor activity. The transcript has 9 exons. NCBI's taxonomy places the organism in Eukaryota, Metazoa, Chordata, Actinopteri, Batrachoidiformes, Batrachoididae. The record is from RefSeq and is a predicted model, not a curated record. Gene Ontology annotation, biological process: regulation of early endosome to late endosome transport; protein transport. The coding region runs from base 1 to 1056 and encodes 351 amino acids.
AUGGCAGCGACUGAAACACAGCUUAUGUUAAGCGUCGGACUCAUCGAGAAAGAUGUGAAUGGAGACACGCUAUGGGUGUGGUGCUAUCCGUCUGUGGGUCCAGAACUGAGGGAACUCCUGCUCAUCAAGUGUUGUCUGACACAGGACAGCCAGGACUUCCACACAUUUAUGUUUGGUCAGUUCUGCCGUACCUGGUAUUAUAUCACCACAGUGGAAGUACAAGAACCAACAGCUUUGAGUAAGGUGACUCACUUUUCAAUAGUUAUUACAGCGAAAGACUUCAACCCUGAGAAGUACGCUGCACUCAGUAGAAUACUCUGCAGGAUGUACAUCAAACAUGGCAGUCCAGUGAAAAUGAUGGAGGCUUACAUCACUGUCCUCACCAAAGGCAUUUGCCAGAGUGAUGAGAACGGCUCAUUUCUCAUCAAGGACUAUGAUGUCCGGAAGGCAUACUUGGCUGGUUCAGUCAAAGAUGUGGUGUCACAGUUCGGGUUGGAGACUGUCAUCCUGUACACUGCCCUCAUGCUGAAGAAGAGGAUUGUCGUCCAUCACCCACGAAUUGAAGCAUUGUUGGAGUUUACGAGAGUUCUCCCAGCUCUCACAUGGCACAGGAAAGACUGGUCGAUCUUGCACCCAUACGUGCACCUCAAUGACACAGAGUUGGAUGAUCUAAAGAAAUGUCCUGGUUAUAUAGCUGGAUUUGUGGAUCCAGAAGUGAGCAACAGAUCAGACUUAUUUGAUGUUUAUGUGAACCUUCCAGACAGCAUCAUUACAGUGUCCCAGAAUGCUAAAGAAGCCAUGACUAUGGGGAAAUUGCACAAGGAUAUUGGUCUCUUCAUUGUCCAAUCUGCAGAAGACGCUGAGAGGACAGAUAGUCAGGUGAUCAAGGAUAUUUCUGUGAAGACAAAAGAGAUCCUCACCAAUUUGUCAGCACUGUCUGCUGAGUGUGCAGACUCUAAAAUCACUUUGGAAGCUUUAAAGCAGCAUCACUUCCCCCCGGCAACGGAGAACUUCUUGUUUCAUUUGGCAGCUGCUGAGCAGCUUUUAAGGGUAUAACCCUGUUCGACACAGACGCCGUACUGCAGGACAACAUCGUUCUCCACAACAGGAACUCCAGCCAGCUCAAAGACGUUUGGAUUCUCACGGUUGGAUGCGCACACUUUUUCAUGAUGUGAUCUCACUACUUUUGAUUUUUAUGGUUGUAAAAGCCUGAAAACUACUUGCUUAAAAAAAAAAAAUCUGUAUGACACUUUUGAUGUAUAUUUAACUGUGAACAGUUCUUGACAAAUUUGCCAGUUUGAAAAUCACUGUUUUAUAAGAAAAUGGGCAUGAAAACUCAUUCUAAUUAGCAGCAGUAAAGACAGAUUUCACUUGG